UCCAGCCUUCUGCUGCUCUUCGCUCAGUCCAUGUCCUGGCCGUCUGCUCGAACACACAAUUAGUCUAUCAGCUCAGGCGGACACAACAGCGAAGAGGUUUCUUUUCUUCUGCUCUAUUUCCGGGACCGGAUCAUACUCUACCGAGUUUGGGAAAAGAAGAUCUCUCAGAGAAGCAGAAUUCAGUGUACGGGUACACUACUUGAGUAUGAGCUUCUUGGGGCAACAGCAAGAGAAGGGGGUCGUUAGGGAUCCGGAUAUUGAGGAUCAGCAAAUUCACAUUAAAGCGGAAGUUAAGAUGUCAAAGAAGAAAACGAAAAAGAGGCAACUUCAAGAGUGGACUGUAAACAUUCUUCACCCAGAGGGAAAGUUCCUCCGAAUCUGGAAAUUGAUAUUCGUGUUUUCGGUAUCUGUGGACCCUUUGUUCUUUUACCUUCCGGUGAUUAAUGAUGAAAAAAAGUGCGUUGCUUUUGAUAAAAGAUUACACAUCAUAAGUCUUUGUUUGCGAACUGUGCUGGACUCGAUUUCGCUUGUGAAAAUCAUUUUGCAAUUUUUUUGUCCUUACAUAGACGAGAACGCUCGUCUGAAAGGACAAGAUGGAGUAGUUACAGAUGCUUGGCCAAUAGCAAAGAGGUACUUGUGGUCACGCUCAUUCUCGAUUGAUGUCCUGUCAAUUCUUCCAAUCCCACAGGUGCUAGUUCCAAUUAUUUUUUCAGAAAUGAGAGGUUCCAAUGCUUUGAACACCAGAAAAAUGCUGAACGCUGUUGUCGUAUCCCAAUAUGUGCCAAGAAUAACUCGUAUCUAUCUGUCUUGGAGAAAAGUCAGGAAGAAUACAACCCUACCUCUAAUUAUCAUAGCGGUGAAAGCUGGAUUCAAUUUGUUUCUGUACACCGUUGCCAGUCAUGUACUGGGUGCGUUUUGGUACUUUUUCUCCAUACAACGAGAGACGGCUUGCUGGCACUUAGCGUGUGAAAAUUAUAAUGGAUGUAAUCGAAGUUCUUUGAACUGUGAUCACAGUUCUGGAAAUUACACAUUUUUAAAUGAUUAUUGUCCCGUAGAGAAAGAAAAUCCAACAAUGUUUGAUUUUGGAAUAUUCCUUGAAGCACUUCAAUCUGGUACGGUGGCAUCCAUGAAUUUUCCGCGGAAGUUCUUGUACUGUUUUUGGUGGGGCCUGCGAAAUUUGAGUUCUCUUGGUCAAAUCCUUCAAACAAGUCCCUAUUUCUGGGAAAACUGCUUCACAGUUUUGAUUUCGAUCUUUGGCUUGCUUCUAUUUUUGUACUUCAUCGGAAAUUUGCAGAUGUAUAUGCAGUGGGAGACACAGAAACAGUUGAAGACAUACAUGGAUGAGAAUGAUAUUGCAAAGAUGAGAGGUGCCCAUGUUCCAAAAAUCAAGUAACAGGCAAUUGCAACUCAUCUGCAAAUAUAUCAAGCAAGUGUACUACAGUCAAGAUACCUACAUUAUUCGGAAGGGAGAACCACUUGAUCGAAUGCUCUUCAUCA
Juglans regia (Persian walnut) is the source of this 1497-nucleotide messenger RNA. RefSeq names its product cyclic nucleotide-gated ion channel 1-like. Gene Ontology annotation, cellular component: membrane. NCBI's taxonomy places the organism in Eukaryota, Viridiplantae, Streptophyta, Magnoliopsida, Fagales, Juglandaceae. Gene Ontology annotation, molecular function: monoatomic ion channel activity. The transcript has 9 exons. The record is from RefSeq and is a predicted model, not a curated record. Gene Ontology annotation, biological process: transmembrane transport; monoatomic ion transport. The coding region runs from base 206 to 1393 and encodes 395 amino acids.